AUGUCCGCCAAAGAUGAUCCUCCAGACAUGGCAGAGCUCAAAAAGAUCGAAUCUGAUAAAGGGGUCGUACAAGAGGUACCCCAUACUAUCCUCACACGACGUGAGAAACAUCUCAUGACCAUCCUGCUUUCAGGAAUGGGCACCGCGUCGUCGAUGAGCAUGCCCGUCUACUGGGUGGCGCUUACGGAGAUCGAAAGAGACUUCAAAAUCUCUGAGGAGCAGGUCAACCUGACCAUUGUUGCAUAUCUCGUUUUGCAGGCAACAGCACCUGUUUUUCUUUCCACCGCAACUGAUUACAUUGGCCGACGUCCUGUGAUUUUAAUCUGUCUUACUGGCGGCAUAGUCGUUAAUGUUGGACUUGCAGUUGCCAACGCAUACUGGCUGAUUAUUUUUCUGCGUUGUUUGCUUGCAACUUCGGUGUCACCGCUCAUCAGUAUUUGCUCUUCUGUCGUUAGUGAUUUCACGACGCGAAAAGAUCGUGGAGGCUUUAAUGGAACCGUCAACGGAUGUUUGCUUGUGGGACAGGCAUUUGCACCGUUUUUGGGUUCGCUUGUUGACACGGGCUGGAACUGGAGAGCCAUCUUUUACUUUUGUGCUAUUAUCGAUGGUGCUUUGCUAGUGGUUAUUGCCGUGUGUCUCCCGGAAACACACCGCAGCGUGGUUGGAAACCUUUCUGCGCCGCCAGUUCAUUGGUACCACAAGUCGCCUGCUCUGUGGUAUUUUGGCGACAGAUUGUGCGAUACAGAGCGCAAAACAGUGGAGCCUUCAAAGCUCACCAAGUAUAAUCCGUUCUUGACCAUCAGUUUCUUGAAAUAUCCAGAGGUGUCCAUGAUCCUGCUUCCUUCUUCGAUCUUGUUCUCCACUUGGACCAUUGCACAGGCCACAUUGUCCACUUACCUGUCGAAAACCUACGGCUACUCAUCGCUGAAAAUUGGACUCUGUUUCUUUGCUCCCGGAUUUUCAACCAUCGCGGGAGCCAUUUUGAGCGGCAAGUUUAUGGACUUUACGUACCGCCUUGCCAGAAACAAGCACAUGAAGUCCAACUCUGAUGAACCGUUCGACAUCAUCAGGGCCAGACUACAGUAUUUCGCCAUUCCGGCUGUUGUGGGCGCCAUGGCUUCUGUGAUCUAUGGAUGGUGUUUCCAGAACCGCGAGAGCGUGGCCAUUCUACUUGUGAUGAUCUCUCUUAUCACCUUCACCACAAUGUUCCCGAUGAGCGUUGUGCCGACGUUGUUUGUGGACCUGUUUCCGCAACGUUCUGGCUCGGUUGCAUCUCUUAACAAUCUGGGACGGUGCGGCAUGGCCACCAUUUUUGUUGCAUGUUUGUCAAAAAUGAUUUCCUCCAUGACACUCGGCGGCACCUACACUCUGAUGACGGGCUUGAUUCUCCUUAGUAACGUUUGCGUGUAUUACCUGGUUACACGUAGCCGUCAUUUUAUGCAUAAUAUCCAGUUGCGCGAGCAAGCCGCUAAAUAG
This is a messenger RNA of Ogataea philodendri, 1476 nucleotides long. RefSeq lists its product as uncharacterized. The record is from RefSeq and is a predicted model, not a curated record. Gene Ontology annotation, molecular function: transmembrane transporter activity. Lineage: Eukaryota; Fungi; Ascomycota; Pichiomycetes; Pichiales; Pichiaceae. Bases 1 to 1476 code for a protein of 491 amino acids. The transcript has a single exon. Gene Ontology annotation, biological process: transmembrane transport.